UAGCUAAACCACACCCAUUCUGUUGACAGCAAGAUUGUGCAAGAAGGUAUACAAAGUCAAAAUGAUUGCCAGACGAUCUAUUUGAGCGACGUGGCUGUCGGUGUCAGUGAUAAAACAUCGUAAUUUCCGAUCGGAGGCUUUAGCUUGCUACGGAGGGCAGAUGCUGGAUUCGGGAGACGGUCCGCCAUUAUUGUGAAGCGGAAAAAAAAUAGACUUCUACACACCGUCACACAUUUCGCCUGAAAGGGGCUUAAGAGCAGAAAGGAGAAGAGAGAGGACGAUCCGCCGCACUUUGAAAGUGGCGCUUUGGUAAACGGAGACCGGGCUUUUAAUCGCGUUUCAUACGCACUCUUUAUGUUUGACACAACAAAGGAAAUAAUAAUUGGUGAAAACAACGUGGUGGUUGAACCAAGAAGGAGAAAAGAAAACACACCGAAACAGCGCUUUAACAAAGCCUCUCCACCCUUUUUCUCCUCGUUUCCAGACGGAGGGGGAAAGACCGGAGUUGGAACCGCUAUUUUUUUUCUCCUGACGAGAAUUUAGUUUUUUUUUAGUUUUUUUUGUUGUUCGCUCCCUCCUCUCCCACAGACAGGGAGAGAGAUACGCAUCUCGUUUCUGGAAAACUUCACUCCGAUGAAAACACGAGCACUUAAUUGGAGAAGCAAUGGACACAGGUAGCCUGCUGAUUUGAAGAAGAAGAAGAAAAGGGCGGAACGCGACCGAUGUCAGUGCUGCUAGGAAGUGUUUGAACGGGUUUUCUUUUAGUAUUAUCUUUAAAAAAAAAAAGUCGUUCGCCCGGCUGUGAGCGAGAGGAGCAGCGAAAGAAAAAGGGAAAGGAGCAGCGGACGCGAGCCGGAGGACCGCUGAGGGCCAAACCCCAGCCCGGUGAGGUCAUCUUGCAUGGAAACCCCCUUUUCCCCUGGCCGCCCUUUCUCCUACCUAGAGCUACUGGCCAGCAUGGCAGGAUGAGCCUCUGCCAGCAUUGAUGAUGGCCAAAAAGCAAGAUGCGCGGGCACCCACCUACAACCUGGUUGUGGUUGGGCUGUCCGGCACGGAGAAGGAGAAAGGCCAAUGUGGUGUGGGCAAAUCGUGCCUGUGUAACCGUUUUGUUCGGCCAAGUGCAGAUGACUUCCACCUAGACCACACCUCCGUUCUCAGCACCAGUGACUUCGGAGGCCGUGUGGUAAACAAUGACCACUUCCUGUUCUGGGGAGAGGCCACGCGGGUGUUGGAGGAGGGGCCCGAAUGCCGUAUGAAUGUGGUGGAGCAGACUGAGUUCAUUGAUGAUCAGACGUUCCAGCCGCACCGAAGCACGGCGCUCCAGCCUUACAUCAAGAGGGCAGCUUCCACCAAGCUGGCUUCGGCUGAGAAGCUGAUGUACUUUUGCACAGAUCAGCUGGGUCUGGAGCAGGACUUUGAUCAGAAACAGAUGCCUGAAGGCAAGAUUAAUGUGGAUGGCUUCUUACUGUGUGUGGAUGUUAGCAGGGGUAUGAACCGGAGCUUUGAGGACCAGAUGAAGUUUGUUACCAACCUGUACAACCAGCAAGCCAAAACGAAGAAACCUGUUGUACUGGUUCUCACUAAAUGUGAUGAAGGAGUUGAGCGCUAUAUUAAAGACUCACACACCUUUGCCCUAGCCAAGAAGAACCUACAGGUGGUAGAAACAUCAGCACGAUCUAAUGUCAAUGUUGAACUUGCCUUUCUUACACUGGUUCAGCUAAUUGACAAGAGCAGGGGAAAGCCCAAAAUCAUCCCUUACUUUGAGGCACUGAAACAGCAGAGUCAACAGAUCGCCUCAGCCAAAGACCGCUAUGAGUGGUUGGUCAACCAAAUCGUGAGGAGCCACAAUGAGACAUGGCCUGCAGUCAGUCGCCGCAUGCAGUCAGCCCCUGAGUACAAGGACUAUGUCUUCCUUGAGGGGACCGCUAAAGCCAAGAAGCUCUUCCAGCAGCAUGUGCAUAGACUCAAACAAGAUCAUAUAGAGAAACGUAGAAAGGCCUACCUUAGUACUCUCCCACAGGCCCUGUCUGUACUGUUACCAGAGUUGGAUGAGAUAGACCACCUGAGCUGGUCUGGAGUUCAGAAAGUCCUGGAGAUGAAGAGAGAUUUCUCCCAAUGGUUUGUAGUGCUUGAUGACACGCCUUGGGAGACCACGACACAUAUUGACGCCAUGGAUGAUGAUCGAAUCCCCCAAGACCUUCUGGAGACUCCUGUAGCUGAAACUAUCUAUGAAACCCACCUGGUGCAGCUAAGAAAUGACCGCAAGCGGGCUGAGAUGAGAUGGGAGUUUAAGGAAAAGCUGAGUGUAUCUCCUUUCAUCACACCAGGGAAACCUUGGGAGGAGGCCCGGAGCUUCAUCAUGAAUGAAGACUUUUACCAAUGGCUGGAUGAGGCGGAAUAUCUGGACAUCUACAACAAACACCAGAAGGAAAUUAUUGACCGAGCCAAAGAGGACUUUCAGGAACUACUUCUUGAAUACUCUGAGCUCUUUUAUGAGCUGGAAGUGGAUGCAAAGCCAAGUAAAGAGAAAAUGGGAGCCAUUCAGGAGGUGUUGGGUGAGGAGCAAAGGUUUAAAGCUUUGCAGAAGCUACAGGCAGAAAGGGACGCUCUAGUAUUGAAACAUAUCCACUUUGUCUACCACCCUACAAAGGACACUUGUCCCAACAAUCCUCACUGUGUGGACAGUAAGAUAGAGCAGAUUUUGGCCAACAGAUUCCCUACCCGCUACCCAUCAUCAGAUAGUUCAAGACUGGACUUGGGGAGGGCUGAACGGAUAAAUCUUGUCAUCCUCGGUAAAGAUGGGCUAGCAAGAGAGAUGGCAAAUGAGAUAAGGGCCACGUGCACAAGUGACGACCGGUACGUGUUGGAUGGCAAGAUGUACGAGUUAGCCCUUCGUCCCAUAGAGGGCAACGUCCGCCUGCCAGUCAAUUCAUUCCAUACACCAACCUUUACACCUCAUGGCUGCCUGUGUCUGUACAACUCAAAGGAAUCCCUCUCUUAUGUUGUUGAGAGUUUAGAGAAGCUCCGAGAGUCGACUAUAAGCAGAAGGGAAAGGGAAAACAGCUUAGCUCAACUCCCACUGUCCCUCCUUCUGGUCACCAAGCGGGGAGUAGGGUCCAUUGGGGAUAUUGGGGGAGAGACGGCUCAGACUCUUAUCAAACAAGGGCAGCAGGUGGCUGGAAAGCUGCAGUGUUCCUAUUUAGACCCCGCCUCUCCAGGGGUUGGCUAUGGUCGCAAUGUCAAUGAGAGGCAGAUCAACCAGAUGCUGAAGAGCCUCUUAGAAUUACGGAGAAACAUUGGGAGCAGCUCCCCUCCAUUACCCCCUCCAUCCUCUGCAUUCAGAGACUCUCAGUCCCAGCCAGUGCUAGAGGCAGACCUGAGGAUAGUCAUGUGCCUGAUGUGUGGAGACACGUACGACAUAGACCAGCUGCUGGCCCCUUUCCUGUUGCCCCAGCAUUGUCGUCCUGCUAGUAACCUCAGCAGUGGCACAUCAGUUUUGCUUGAUCUUAGUAUAGGAGGUCAGAGACAGAAUGUUGAGCUGUCACUGCUCUCCUUUCAUUCCUCUUUCUCACUUCGCAAGACCAAGCUGGUUCACGGCUAUAUUGCAGUUUACUCUGCUCGCCGCAAGGCCUCUAUGGAGACAUUAUGUGCUUUCCUGUGUGAAGUCCAAGACAUCAUCCCAGUGCAGCUGCUAGCAGUUGGAGAGAGCCAAAUGGAGCUGUCAGACUCAGAGUCAGCUAAGGAGCAGGUCAGUCAAGGAGAGGAACUGGCCCAUGAAAUAGAGGCCAGGUUCAACACCGUGAUAUGUGGGCAUGGUGGGGUGGUAGGGGGGCUUCAUAAAAUAGACCUUUUCCAAGCCUUUCUCAAAGAGGCGUUAGAGAAGCACAACAUCGUUGAGGCCACGCACAUGUAUGACAAUGUGGCUGAGGCGUGUACAAAUGAGAGCAGCAGCCCUCACUGUGGCUCCCCUAGUCCAGUUAACAUGCUUUUGGACUCGGAGGACGAUAUCGAUCCAUCGCCACCAUAUCCUACCCUCAGGGAAGAUGGCAGCCUCAGUUCCCACCUGGGAAGCUACAAGCUGCCAGAUCUGGAUUCAAGUGAUACCUUCUCUGUCAUUUCUGAGCUUAGCACCUUUGAGAGCAAGCUGAACAACAAGGUUCCUCCACAAGUGAAGCCCAAGCCGGUCGGUAAGGUGAAUCUCGGCCCCUACAUGGAUCAGCAGGGGGGCACCAACCGCCGCUCCUUGCCCCAGGCUGUCAGUUGGGCGCCAGGUAGCGACGGUGGUUAUGACCCCUCAGAUUACGCAGAGCCCAUGGAUGCAGUGAGCAAACCUCGACCCACACAAGCGGAGAACAUUUACUCUGUCCCGCACGACAGCACACAAGGCAAGAUUAUCACAAUCCGCAAUGCCAACAAAGGUCACUCCAAUGGGAGUGCUGGGGGGAAUGGGUCAGAUAGUGAGGCUGACAGCAGUUCGCUGGAACGAAGGAGAAAGCUGUCCGCCAUCGGGGUAAAGCCCAAGCUUUACAGAGACCGAUCCAAACGGCUUGGCAAGUUCAGCAGUUUUAGGACGAGCUUCUCCAUCGGCAGUGAUGACGAGAUGGGGGGUCCGCCCAAGGUUAACCAGGAUGAGGGAGGAGCCCAAAAAGACAACGCCAUCGAGGAGAGUGAGGAUCCCAAAAGAAGAAAUAUUCUCAAGAGCCUGCGCAGAAAUACAAAGAAACCACGAUCCAAACCCCGGCAUUCCAUCUCCAAACCAAUCGAGAGCAACUACUUUGGCAUGCCACUGACCUCCGUGGUGACUCCCGAGAGGCCGAUCCCGGUCUUCAUCGAGAAGUGCAUUCGUUUCAUUGAGGCAACAGGGUUGAGCACAGAGGGGCUCUACAGGGUCAGCGGGAACAAGGCAGAGAUGGAGAGCAUGCAGCGGCAAUUUGACCAAGACCACAACCUGGACCUGGUGGAGAAAGACUUCACCAUGAACACAGUGGCCGGAGCAAUGAAGGCCUUCUUCUCUGAGCUACCCGAGCCUCUGGUGCCGUACAACAUGCAGGGAGAGCUGGUGGAGGCCUUCAAGAUCAACGAUAGGGAGCAGCGCUUCCAGACCAUGAGGGAGAUUCUCCGCCGCUUCCCCAAAGAGAAUUACGAGGUCUUCAAAUAUGUCUCCAGCCACUUGAACAAGGUGAACCAGAACAACAAGUUGAACCUUAUGACCAGUGAGAACCUGUCCAUCUGUUUCUGGCCCACACUGAUGAGACCAGACUUUACCACCAUGGACGCCCUGACCGCCACCCGCACCUACCAGACAAUCAUUGAGAGCUUCAUCCACCAGUGCGCGUACUUCUUCUACAAUCAGCCGCUGACCGACGGCCUCCCCGGCUCCCCCACCUCCACGCUCUCCUCCGGGGGAGGGACAUCGGCCUACUCCUGCAUGGCCGGGGGCUACUCCUCCUCGCCGACUCCGUCCCCGGCUCCCUACGUGCUACCAGCCACCCCUCCAGUCAUUCCACACUACGGCCCUCCUAUCCACCACCACCACCACCAACACCACCACCACCUCCUUUCACGUCAGUCCCCGCCCCACUCCCCACCUGUUACUCCCCAGUCCCCCCUCCCCGCCCUGCUGCCGCCCUCCCUACACCCCCAUCACCCGCCUACGGAACAACACACGCUGUGAACCAGGGAUCAAGGGAAAGAAAAAAGAAAAAACAAAGACGGGAUGAUGAGAUUCAGAGAGAUUUAAGGGGUUUAGGAUAAGAGAUUUUGAAGUUUGGGAAUGGAAUUGAAGAAGAAAAAUUUAAAACGAGAACCCGGAGGUAGGAAGACAUGUUCGGAGGGAUUGAGUGAGAUGCAGUAUGUACAGGGAGGAACCGAUGCGCUUGGGAGAAGAACUAACUUUAGAAAAAAGGACACACACACACACACACACACACACGAGGCUGACAAGGAGAACACUGAACUGGUAGGAUGAUCUUUCCACCCCCCUCGCCACUUCAUCCUCCUGCCUCUCAGUGUCACUUCACCCAGACCGGCCCUUGCCUUAUAGAGAACCUACACACUAAGUAGUGCACUGUUGCCAGUAACUGAUAAAGGGACUCAGGGAGGGACUCCGAAGUAGAUUGGAGAGGGGAAUGUGAACUCUGCAAUGCUGUGAUGGCAUCACAACAGACCGAACGCAAACACUCUGACACAAACGCCCGGCGGCCAGUGUGCCUCCGACAACCCCUUUAUCCCUCAGCCCGAGCUGUCCCGCGAGUCUUUGUGGCCGCUUUCUUUGCCGCGCGCCCUCAUCCUUCACCUACCCGGGAGGCUGUGGCGGAGUCCAGGUGGAGCAGAGAGGGUGUCCUUAAACCACGUUUGUUUUCUUGGCUGCUGUACAGAGGACUUAGGCAAAAAACACGUGUUCCUACUCACCCGACAGGAUGUUCUGUCCUCUGCGACACACACACGCACACGCACAUACACAUUCCUAUCCAUCAACCCCUCACACAGACACACACGCACACACACACACAAUCAGUUUCAACUGCGGCCCUAUGCCAAGCAUGGAAAAACAAAAUCUCAACAGACCGGAUCUGCUAGACAGUGAAUUGGAGCAGAGGAUUAUGGGUACUCUCACACCCUUUAAAUUCUGGGAAGGCUCCUCCCAGUCUCCUUCUGCUCUCUCUCUCUGUUUGAACUUCAACCUCAUGCACUGUCUUUGUAUAAACACAUGAAGAAAAAACACAUUCAAACGUGGCAAAAUGUAUUGGUCUAAAUAUUGAUUCUGCAUUCCCACUGUCCCAAAAUAUUUUUAUUUUGUCCUUCAUUUAAAAAGACCUGUCACUCAGUGCGUGGCCUUGUGUGUUCGCGUGAGAGUCUACAUGUCUGUGUGCGCAUGUAUCCGUGCCCUUUUGUUUCACCUGAAUUUCCCUGUAAUAGACAGAUAGUGGCAAUAAUCACACUGUCAGAUCUUCGCCCGUCAUGUUGCUUUGCUCACGCUGUGGUGGUUUUACGAACGAGUCGGUUCUGCAGUUUCCACAGUGAGGACCUUGUUCAAAAAGCACUUUUCUGAGCACUUUGAAGGCACAUUUAAAAUUGGAGCUGCUAUGACAUGACAGCCACCGUUCACUUUAUUGUCAGUCCACCCAGCUUUCCUCUGUCUCUGGCAGCACACCACUGACAUCUACUGGAUGAAUUGGGUAUUGCAGCCAUGACCUGACUUCCACUGCUGCAUGGGCGGAGCACCCUUUUCCUUCUGUGGUUUGUGUAGUGUCUGAUUGUGUCAGAUGCAACUGCUAAAAGAUUAUCAUUGCUUUAUAGUAGGUGACAUUAACUUUAGAGCUCAUGAAGUGUAAGAAUAUGAGUAAAAAUUGAUACAAAUCAAUUGAGAUUAAAUAGAUUCAAGCUCUGCUCUUGCAGUUUGUUAGACAUGCAGUGACUUAAAUUUCCUCUGUCUUCUUGUUAGUUUACACUUCACUGCGCACUAAGCCAUCUGUUAAGGAGUGCAGGCCAGUUUUCAGACGCCACACGAGUGGUUCAAUAUAAAGAUUUAGGACACUACUGCCCAGAGAGUAAGAGCUAGAAGUGAGGCCCGGGCUUUGACCGCUGGGAGAGGAGGCUUUUUAUUGUUGGAAGUAAUUGGUAACCACUGUUUCAGGCCUCGGCAUGCUGCUCUCUUAGGAAACGGAAUGAUACCUCUGGAAGGGAGACUCAAACCUGCUCCCGAUGCACUCAAAAUAUCAAUUUGCAAGAGUGUCCCCUCCCCCCCAUCGCCUUGUUAUGCCACUGCAUCCCCCUGUCGUUCCUAGUCCCAAGAGGGACACUCGGUUCUGGGAGAGACAGCGGACAGAACAGACAGUCCAUUCAUCCGUCUGCAUGACUGGAACGGAGCAUCCCAGAAUUCCUCUGCCCAUCCUGCUGUUACCGUAGAAACCAGUGAGACGGGGCUCGACGAUGAUCCUCGCUGAGUCCUGAUCAAAGCAGCAUAUAAAGUGUGUGCGAUUGUGCGCACACAUGUGUCCCUGUGAGCUCGAGAAGUUGUGCACGCGUGUGAACUUCUGCGUCUUAAUGUUAAGCAGAUACCUACCGAGGUCACGUAUCCUCUUGGACACCGAGUAUCUCUGCACGUCUCCCCGGAUUGUCCUCUGCCCAAAAGGAGAAGAAGAAAAACAACCUUUCAACCAAUCGCUGAACUCUUAAAGGAACUCAACACUACCUAUUUACUGUGUGUGUGUGUGUGUGUGUGUGUGUGUGUGUGUGUGUGUGAUUAGGGGGUAGAGGAAUCGAGAACAUGUUUUUGGCCGGGUGGAUUUGAGCGAACAUGCUUAGGAAGCUGUGCUCGGGAGACGGCCAGACACCCGUGUGAUCCAAAUAAACGUGAAGGAGAGGAAUGCAGCUCUCCUCGCGGUCAUUACCCCGCUGUGUAACCCUGUUAGCUCGUCCAGAUUACACACACUGAUCCCCCGAAAGUGUGAGAGAGACGGAGGAGAGCUGGGGGGGGCAGGGGGGGGCGUCAAAGGGAGGGAAGACAGGCAGCAAAAGGGUGAAUGGGAUCAUUAUUUGGGAGACUGAGGGAGGGAGGGAGGGAGGGAGGAGGGGUGACCACUGGUACUUGUGUGUGUGAACGCCCGCCAGUGGCGUUCCUUGUGUAUAUCAAUGUGUUAAUACUGAACUGACUGUGAGGCAGCCAAAAACUGUGGAAAAAAGGGUCGAGAGAGAGAUAGGAAGCAAAGUGACAGUUUUGAAGAACAAUUUAAUUAAAAAUGUGACUUUGGUUCAGCGACAUGUGGCUGCAUUGCUUUUCUUUUUUUUUUUCUUUUUUUUUGUUGCAACAAUGGUGACAGAUGUCUGUUAAGUUAAAAUGAGAAACAAGCAAAACUAUAUUCAAAUGGUUGUUUACUGGUAUGUUAGGGGUCUAACACGUUACCCUUUAGUCAGUGGUGAUAGAAAAAAAAUCCUUUCUUUUUGUUUUAUUUUAAUAAUUAAAAAAUGCAAACCUUUUUUUUUUAACAAUUCUUUGUGAACGAUGGAGAGAGCAGCCCAGUAUAGUGCAUGAUUUCUUCCCAACCAAGGAAGAGGGCUCCACAACUCUCACUAUUUAAGAUGAUGAUAAAAAAAAAUAUAAAGAAAUAAUGGGAGAAAAGAAAAUAAUAAAAAAUAAAUGAAGUACUGUAAAGUGAAAGAUAACAUCAAACAAAAAAUCUGUCAUUAUUUGCUGAGUAUGGUAAUUUGUCUCAAUGGGAAUGGUGUAUACAGCAAGGCCUUAUGUGAUCUGUAUCAUAGUUAAUAAAUCAAAUCUUGUAAAACUA
Pungitius pungitius (ninespine stickleback) is the source of this 9287-nucleotide messenger RNA. It is a transcript of the gene arhgap35a, whose product is annotated as Rho GTPase activating protein 35a. Gene Ontology annotation, molecular function: GTP binding; GTPase activator activity; GTPase activity. The record is from RefSeq and is a predicted model, not a curated record. Lineage: Eukaryota; Metazoa; Chordata; Actinopteri; Perciformes; Gasterosteidae. Gene Ontology annotation, cellular component: cytosol. Gene Ontology annotation, biological process: regulation of axonogenesis; regulation of cell size; Rho protein signal transduction. Bases 986 to 5674 code for a protein of 1562 amino acids. The transcript is spliced from 8 exons.